Lingula anatina is the source of this 2121-nucleotide messenger RNA. RefSeq names its product tetratricopeptide repeat protein 28-like. NCBI's taxonomy places the organism in Eukaryota, Metazoa, Brachiopoda, Lingulata, Lingulida, Lingulidae. The record is from RefSeq and is a predicted model, not a curated record.
ACCACAUUGAAUCCAAGUGCCAAAUGGGACAGGCCUCUCAGCACUGACCUGUCCACAGAAGCUGACAUUGGUCGAGUGAAGACAUAUCGUAACAACCAUAUGCAUGGUACAGCCAGGCUUCCAGCAGCAAUAUUUCAAAGUGACUUUGAGGGUCUCAAGACAGUACUGUUACGUUUGUCAAACAUUUAUACAGACCAAGACUAUGGCCAAAUUCUCAUACAACCAAUGCAAUCCUCAGGAGUACCUACUGCUUGUCAACUCAUGUCUGUAAACCUCCCUAGAAAAGACGGUAACUUUUGUGGACGAGAGGAUUUGUUAACUGAAAUUCAACAAGAGUUGGUAGAGCACAAGACAGAAGUUUUUCUUUUGACAGGAAUGGGUGGUAUUGGCAAGACCAGCAUUGCUGUAGAGAUGGGGCAUCGCAUGAGUAGUGAAGGUAGAGAUGUUUUGUUUUUAGAUAUGAGACAGGUUGAAAAUCUUGAUUCUGUUCGGUUAUCACUUGUGCAACACUACAAUCCUCAGAUGUUCUUGAAAGAAAUAUAUGAUGACUACCAAAACUUAUUUCAAAAGGCUCUUUCUGAGCUAAACUCAUCAACUAUGGUUAUCAUUGACAGCAUUGAUAAGUUUUUGAGAGGGUUGGAAGUGUUAAUUUUGCAAUGGGGAAGUAUGAUGAUGCUUUGGAAUACCACAAGAAAAGUCUUGAAAUACGUGGAGCUGCUUGGCACAGAGCACACUGAAACUGCUGACUCGUACAACAAUAUUGGCCAUGUGCUACGUGACAUGGGUAAGUAUGACGAUGCUCUGAAAUAUUUUAAGAAAGGUCUUGAAAUACACGAAGAGGUGUUUGGCACGAAACACACUAAUAUUGUUGACUCCUAUAACAAUAUUGGCCUUGUACUACGUGACAUGGGUAAGUAUAAUGAUGCACUGCUUUAUCAAAUGAAAGGUCUUAAAAUUCGUGAAGAGGUGCUUGGUACCAAACACAUUAAAACUGCUGACUCAUAUAACAAUAUUGGUGCUGUGCUACAUCACAUGGGUAAGUAUGAUGAUGCACUGAAUUACUAUAAUAAAAGUAUAGACAUAUUCAAAGAGCUGCUUGGAACCCAACACACUGCAACUGCUGACUUAUACAACAAUAUUUGCCUUGUUUUAUCUGACAUGGGUAAGUAUGAUGAUGCACUGAUUUAUCAAAAGAAAAAAUUAGAAAUAUGCAAAGAGCUGCUUGGAACCCAACAUUCUGCAACUGCUGAAUCAUACAACACUAUUGGUUAUCUGCUACGUGUCAUGGGUAAGUAUGAUGAUGCCCUGACAAACAGUUUGGAAAGUCUUGCAAUAUAUGAAAAGUUGUUUGGUGCCAACCACAUUAAAACUGCACAAUCAUAUAACCAUAUUGGCCUUGUGCUAUGUGACAAUGGCAAGCAUGAUGAUGCAUUGGCAUAUCAAAAGAAAAGUCUUAAAAUUUGUGAAGAGGUGCUUGGUACCAAACACACUAAAACUGCUGAGUCAUAUAACAAUAUUGGCAAUGUGCUAUGUGUCAUGGGUAAGUAUGAUGAUGCAUUGGCAUAUCAAAAGAAAGGUCUAAAAAUUCGUGAAGAGGUGCUUGGUGCCAAACACACUAAAACUGCUGAGUCAUAUAACAAUAUUGGCUGUGUGCUAUGUGACAUGGGUAAGUAUGAUGAUGCAUUAGCAUAUCAAAAUAAAUGUCUUAAAAUUCGUGAAGAGGUGCUUGGUGCCAAACACACUAAAACUGCUGAGUCAUACAUAAACAUUGGUCAUGUACUACGUGACAUGGGUAAGUAUGAUGAUGCACUGAUGCUUCAUAAGAAAGGUCUUGAAAUUUAUGAAGAGUCACUUGGUACCAAACACAUUAAAACUGCUGGUGCAUAUACAAAUAUUGGUGUUGUGCUAUUUCUCAUGGGUAAGUAUGAUGAUGCACUGAAUUACCUUAAUAAAAGUUUAGAAAUAUGCGAAGAGCUGCUUGGAACCCAACACACUGCAACUGCUCACUUGUACAACUUUAUUGGUGUUCUGCUACGUGCCAUGGGUAAGUAUGAUGAUGCCCUGACAUACAGUUUGAAAAGUCUUGAAAUAUAUGAAGUUAUUUUGUGCCCACCACUUUAA